Messenger RNA from Glycine soja, 1361 nucleotides. RefSeq names its product ALA-interacting subunit 3-like. The coding region runs from base 121 to 1170 and encodes 349 amino acids. Gene Ontology annotation, cellular component: Golgi apparatus; endoplasmic reticulum; plasma membrane. The record is from RefSeq and is a predicted model, not a curated record. The transcript is spliced from 8 exons. Lineage: Eukaryota; Viridiplantae; Streptophyta; Magnoliopsida; Fabales; Fabaceae.
UUCUCUUUUCCUUUUUUUUAAAAAUCUUCCCAAAAUCUCGCACUUUGCAUUUGCAUGUUAUUUUCAAUCACAUUCUCCUAAUUGCUUCGUCCAUUUUUAGUCACGUUGAAUAUCGUGGCUAUGUCUGUAGAAAAUUCAUCCACCUCGGUGUCUGUCGCAGAAGGACAAUCCAAGAAUGCCAUGAAGCCCAAAUAUUCUAGAUUCUCACAGCAAGAACUUCAUGCCUGGCAACCAAUUCUAACACCUAGUUGGGCUAUUUCAAUAUUUACGGUUAUAGGACUCAUAUUCAUUCCUGUUGGUCUUGCUUCAUUGUUUGCAUCAGAGAGUGUGGUGGAAGUUCCAUUCCGAUAUGAUGAUGAAUGCCUUCCACCUGAUCAUAAAAAUGAUGCAGUGGCAUAUAUCAAAGACGUUGGGUCAAACAAAACUUGCACCAAGAAAUUGACUGUUAAGAAUAAAAUGAAGGCCCCUGUUUAUGUCUAUUAUCAGCUUGAUAACUUUUACCAAAACCAUCGCCGAUACGUUAAAAGUAGAGAUGAUAAACAACUGAGGAGUAAAGCAGCUGAGAAUGAUGUAGGCUCAUGUAGUCCCGAAGACUAUACACCAAAUGACAUGGGCCAUAAACCAAUUGUUCCUUGUGGCCUUAUUGCUUGGAGUCUUUUCAAUGACACAUACAAACUUACAAGCAAUAACAAGGAUUUGGUGAUCAACAAAAAGAACAUAGCAUGGAAGAGUGACCAAAGUGGGAAAUUCGGGUCCGAUGUUUAUCCAAAGAAUUUUCAGGCUGGAGGUUUGAUUGGGGGUGCUAGGCUUAACGAGAGCUUACCAUUGAGUGAACAAGAGGAUCUCAUUGUUUGGAUGCGGACAGCAGCACUUCCUACUUUCAGAAAACUAUAUGGAAAGAUUGAGACUGACAUUGAAGUUAAUGAUGUAGUGCUUGUAAUAGAGAACAACUAUAAUACAUACGAGUUUGGAGGCAGAAAGAGCAUUGUUCUUUCAACCACAACUUGGGUUGGUGGAAGAAAUAACUUCUUGGGGAUGGCAUACAUUCUCAUUGGUGGGAUUUCCUUGUUAUUGGCCGCAGCUUUCCUACUUCUAUAUGUGAUGCAGCCAAGGCCACUUGGGGAUCCAUCAUACUUGUCUUGGAACAAAAAUCCAGGAAGUCUAAGAUGAUUGGAUUUCAUCUUUUGAAUUGAAUUGUUUAACAAUUCAUUAUUUCCCAUGUCUCAAGAAAGGGAUCUGUCACGAUGCUUGUACUUGGGACUAUCUUCAUGAACUUUUUAAUCUUUGUUGUUUCAUAGAACUUUCCCCACUAUUAAUUAAUUUAUGGGUAGAUAUAAAUCUGUCAUUUGGAGUAUUGCUAA